Molecule: messenger RNA, 1464 nt
Organism: Closterium sp. Naga37s-1
Lineage: Eukaryota; Viridiplantae; Streptophyta; Zygnematophyceae; Desmidiales; Closteriaceae
Source: the annotation of a GenBank genome assembly
AUGGAGGCGGGUGAUCCGACACCACUUAACGACGUGCGGUGCCAGGAACCAGAGGAACGUGCGGAUGUAGAUGCACGUGCUCGCAUGGACGAACGCGCUGAAGCUGCUGACGUGGACGGAAUGACUGAGCACGUGGCUCUGAUAGAUGAGAGCAUGGCGGACGCCUAUCUGGACGAUAAUGACCAUCUCGACGACGCCAGCGACGACGAUGGCGAUGACGGCGACUCGGAUUUGUCCGCGGACGACGUUGGCGAUGCGGACGACGUUGGCGAAGAGGCAGGCGACAUAGAGGGUGGAGGAGGCGCCGUAGAGGAUGUGGGGGAGCCGAUUGAGAGACGGGGAGGUACGGCGGGGGAGGAGACGGAAGAAGAGCUGGCGGCGGAACAAGAAGAGGAGGAGGAGGAGGAGGAGGAGGAGGAGGAGGAGGAGGAGGAGGAGGGGGAGGAGGAGGAGGAAGACGAGGAACUGGAUGAGGCACAGCGCGGUAGAGUUGCUGACGACGACGAGGCGAGCGUUCACUCGGAGGAGGAAGAGGAGGAAGGGGAGGAGGAAGGGGGGGAGGAGGGGGAGGGGGUAGGCGCGCGUGAGGGGGAUGGAGAAGCUCGCGGUCAAAGGGAAGGGGGGACGGUUGGCGUUGGCGAUGAGAUGACGGGCGGAAUGGACGUACGGAGGGGCGAAGGAGGGGCGGAUGAGGGAAGGGGAGAGGUGGGAGGUGAAGAGGCGGAGGUAGCAGGAGAGGGGAGGAGAGGAGCGCAAACAGAUGGGCGUGUGGUGGGCGAGGAGAAGGAAGCGAAGGAAAGCGGUGCGCAAUCAGAGACGGCGGCAGGAGCGAAGGGCGGAACGGAGAGGGCAGAGGUUUCUGCAGCAGCGGAAGCACGUGUGACCGGAGCCGCGCCUGGAGAAGGGGAGACACAAGAAGCACGAGAGGGUGGUGCUGCGGGAGAGAUGCCCUCGCCAGGGGACGCUCGCAUAGCGGAGGGAAGGGCGCCUUCAGCCAGUGACGCAGCUGUAGCAGCUGCAGAUGCACCUUCAGCAGGGGAGGCAGCUGUGACGGCGGUUGAGGUGCCGGUGGCGUAUGUGAAGCGCAUGAUGCGCCUGGAUGGCGAGGUGGGGCACGUUUCGUCCGAUGCCGCCCAGCUGGUGGCCUCCGCCGCCCACCUCUUCCUCGAGAGCCUCGCUGCUGCCGCCUUCUCCCGCACUCGCUCCUCCCGCCGCCUGACCAUCACCCAGGCUGACGUGGCAGCUGCUGUGCGCUCAUCAGACAAGAUGAGCGAGUUCAUUGGCUCGUCCAUAUCCUGCCUUCGACACGCCAGCAGCGGUCCAGCUCGUGUUGGCGCAGCAAGGGGUGUGGGGAGAGUGGGCACGGAGGGGUCGAGGAAAAGGGUGAGGGCAGAGGCAGCAGCGCCAGCAGCAGUGCGGGACAGGAAGGCGAGAUUUAUCACCACUUUUUUCCUCAAGUCGUAG